UUGAUCAUUCGACAAUCGACAUAAACCCUUCUAUACCCAAAAGCCUCUUCAAUUCCUUAAAUCGAUCGACCAUGAGUUUAAGAAAAUUUUUCAGCCGAAAAACAAAGAAGCCCGGUAAAGAUAACACCACGGAAACCACGAACACUACGCCCCCAACGACAUCCCAUCCUUUAGGAAUCAAAGAUGAACUAGAACAUGUGUUCAAAAAAUUCGAUGUCAAUAAAGAUGGCAAGAUUUCAUCAACCGAACUCGGAUUAAUUAUGGGAAGCCUUGGCCAAAAGCAUAGUGAAGAAGAGUUAAAAAGAAUGAUUAAGGAAGUGGACGUGGAUGGAGACGGUUUUAUUGAUUUGCAAGAGUUUAUUGAGAUGAACACAAGAGACGUCGAUUCUAAUGCCUUGUUGGAGAGUUUAAAAGAGGCGUUUUUGGUUUUUGAUGUUGAUAAAAACGGGUCUAUAACCGCGGACGAGUUAAAGAAAGUGUUGAGGAGCUUAGGUGAACAAUGUAGUAUCGAUGAAUGUCGAAAGAUGAUUGCUGGUGUUGAUCAAGAUGGUGAUGGGAUGAUUAGUUUUGAUGAGUUUAAGGUGAUGAUGAUGAAAGAAUCGAAUCAAAAUUAG
Erigeron canadensis is the source of this 614-nucleotide messenger RNA. RefSeq names its product probable calcium-binding protein CML25. NCBI's taxonomy places the organism in Eukaryota, Viridiplantae, Streptophyta, Magnoliopsida, Asterales, Asteraceae. Gene Ontology annotation, molecular function: calcium ion binding. The coding region runs from base 72 to 614 and encodes 180 amino acids. The transcript has a single exon. The record is from RefSeq and is a predicted model, not a curated record.